CACUGGUCGCGUCUUUGGCAUCAUGGAGUGGGAUCAAAUCAUUCCAGCCAGAUUGAUAGAGGCCAAUGACCUUGUGUAUGUCUUGCGAGAUGUCUUUCAAACAAUCCACAGGUUAUCAAGCAAUAUUCAUGCAUUGCAACGCACACCUCAAAAUUGUCUCGAGCGAUCUCAUGUGUCGUAGAACUCAUGGCCGCACAAUUGGCAUAUUGGCCAAUCUGGAUUAUGCUACCCUCGACACAACCCUUGAUCCUACUUCACAGUCUUGCAUGGUCCCUACACCUUUCACUGUAUUGGACCUAUCUGUGGGGGGAUUCCUGUACCGACAAGAUCUCGAAUCACUGUUCUAUGCGUUUCUUUGGACUGUCUGCCGGUAUCACGACGGCAGAGAGAUACCAAACCCACCUCUGCAGGCAUGGCUGAGCGUAUCUGAUGCCCAGUUAAGAGCUAUCAAAUAUAAUUUUCUGUGCG
This is a messenger RNA of Serpula lacrymans var. lacrymans S7.9, 468 nucleotides long. RefSeq lists its product as uncharacterized. The record is from RefSeq and is a predicted model, not a curated record. The annotation marks the transcript as partial. NCBI's taxonomy places the organism in Eukaryota, Fungi, Basidiomycota, Agaricomycetes, Boletales, Serpulaceae. The transcript has 2 exons.